AUGCUGGGGAAUAAGUGGUCAGCAAUUGCUGCUCGUUUACCUGGAAGAACCGAUAAUGAAAUCAAAAACUACUGGAACACCCACAUUCGGAAGAGGCUACUCAGAAAUGGAAUCGAUCCAGUGACUCAUAGUCCUCGUUUAGAACUCAUGGACCUUUCUUCCAUACUCAACUCAGCUCAACUAAAUCUUUCAAACCUUUUGAACCUCCAUACGCUUGUAAAUCCCGAAGUUCUUAGACUUGCCACUCUAUUAGCCACAUCUUCGAAUCAAGAAAACCAAGAUUUGUUUUUCAAUAACCAAAUGAAUCCUAUGAACCAAACUCUUCAUCACCAGCUUCCAAACUGCACUUCCAUUCCAACAAGUGUUCCAAGUAGUCACCUUUUGAAUCAAGAGAGUCACAGUGAUCAGUAUUUUUCACCUAACAUGGUUAACAUGAAUGGGCAAGUUGUUGAUGGAAAUUUCAUGCCCCCAUGCAUAUCGAAUGAUCUUGUUACACUUCCAAUCGAAACGCAAAGUGAUCAAUAUAGGGCACAGACAUCAGAGACCUCGAGUUUCGAGCCAUCAAGUGUAGAAAAGAAAUACAACCCUACAAGCCAGAACUUCAACUUUGAUUCGGUUUUAUCAACGCCCAUGUCAAGUCCUACGCCAUUGAACUCAUCGUCAACUUUCGUCAACAGCAGCUCCACUGAGGAUGACAGAGAAACUUACUGCAGCAUGUUUAAAUUUGAGAUUCCAGAAAGCUUUGAGUUUGAAGAUUUCAUGUUAUAG
Messenger RNA from Lactuca saligna, 768 nucleotides. NCBI's taxonomy places the organism in Eukaryota, Viridiplantae, Streptophyta, Magnoliopsida, Asterales, Asteraceae. The record is from the annotation of a GenBank genome assembly.